Eimeria acervulina is the source of this 1932-nucleotide messenger RNA. RefSeq lists its product as hypothetical. The coding region runs from base 1 to 1932 and encodes 643 amino acids. The record is from RefSeq and is a predicted model, not a curated record. Gene Ontology annotation, molecular function: polynucleotide 5'-phosphatase activity. Lineage: Eukaryota; Apicomplexa; Conoidasida; Eucoccidiorida; Eimeriidae. The transcript is spliced from 2 exons.
AUGACAGCGUGCCCCGGUGCUGCUGCUGCUGGAGGUGAGGCUGCUGCUCCUGCAGCAGCAGCAGCAGCAGCAGGAGCAGAAGGAGGAGCACAAGCAGUAUCAGCAGCAAAGGCAGCAGCAGCAGCAGCAGAAGAAGAUGGUUCUGCUUCGCAGCAAAUGCAGGAGCAAGCUGCGGGUAUAUCUGAAGAAGUACCUAGGGGUGUGCUGCCAGCCUCAGCUCUCGUUUUAGCUGAGGCGUUAGAUGCUUCUUUCUGCCCUCUUAUUAAUGAAGUUGCGCAGCAGCUAGUGCAGCAGCUGCUGUUGCUGCAUGAAGAGCAUCCGUGUCUAUUCCAGGCUGUUGAAGACUCUCCUGAGGGCCCCCUUACUGGGGCCCCAGCAGAGGGGGGCCCCUCCUUUACUCUUGAGCUUGAGGGGCGUCUAGGGGUAAUACUAGAAAGAGAGAAGAACUGUCGCUUGCGCCUACCCUUAGCAAGCCACGCUGUGCUGCAGCCUUCAUUUUGCAUGGGUACAGGGGGGGGUACAGACGCAGCAGGGGAGGAGGGGGGCCCCCAGGCACGUUUUGCGGCUGGAGUUUCUGCUGCACACUUUGCCGAGCUUAAAGAGCUGCUGCUGAGGGUAGCAACAGACAACAGAAGAGUUGCUGCACAACGCAUGCAGGUUCACUUAGCUCUCAUGGGUAUAGAACCCUAUUCGGGGGCCCCAGAGGACUGCGCUGAUGCUGCAGACGAGGGGGGCCCCCAAGGGGGGCCCCCUGAGGAGUGCAGCAAUACCUUCAACAAGGAGGCCCUUAAACAACUCACUGGAGACGACUGGCAAGUGCUGCCUGAGGUGGAGACAGAAGAAAAUUAUUAUCACAUUCCCGCUCUACAAGCUUCCGCGCGCUUCAGUACCAAUCUGGCUGAUGCAGUAGGGGGCCCCCAGGGGGGCCCCCUAGGGGGCCCCCAGGGGGCCUCUAGGGGCCCCGCUAGUUAUCGUGGGGGCCCCUUUCUGGGGGGCCCCAUGAGCAUUCAGGGGCUGGCACAGGUGCUGAUAAGCCCUGGUAUAUACAAGCAGAAUUUGCUGCAGUGGAAUGUCUACACAGGAGCAGAUAAAGAAGAUGCAUUUGCUAGCACAGAUGACUGGGGGGGCCCCUCGGGGGCCCCUGAUGAGACAGCUGAGAGGGCACGGGUUGAUUACAGACUCGCGAUAAACUUUGAACAUAAAAUCGAAGUUAAAGACCUGCAGAAGUCGCUCUUACAGAUGGCGUGUGCAGCAAGGGGUAGCGGGGGGGCCCCCCCUGGGUACCCUGGGGCCCCCCCCCCUCCCCCUACGAACGGAGCAGAGCCCCAGCUGCGCCGUUUAAGACUGAGACAGAGUCUUGUGCAUCGCAGCGGGCUGAGGAUUGAUCUAACUAAAGUACAGCAGCAGACAAAACCCACAUGGGGGCCCCAGCCAGACAAUAGACGAGAGGCCCCUGCACGCUGGCAGUACGAAGCGAUAUUACAUCAGCAGCGAACGGGCGAUCCGCGUCCUUUAUGGUGUUUGUGCUCAACUUUUCUGUCUUUGUUGCGGGAGUUAUCGGGUUGUCUUAACUCUCCUCAACGCCUUCGGGGGGGCCCCCAAGGCUCUAAGGGGGCCCCUGGGGAUAAUGAAGCGGAGCUUGCAGACUUGGGAGACGUGCAGAUGAGUGCCUCUGAGGAAAUUGCAUUUAAACAUUUCUUAUCUGAACAGCUUCCUCUUAUAGGGGACUACGCCUAUAGAGCUGUUGCUCAGGAGAUGGAACAAAUCAGCAGAGAAGGAACUGAAGAAGUUCCUUCAUUAGAGAAAUUCAUGCAACAGCCCGAUGUUGAUAAAAAGUGCCUCUACACCCACAACAAAACCCACAUCUCAGGGCCUUGGAUUCCUCAUAAAGACAAAGACGGAAAGGUUCAUCUUGUGGAAGUACGGCGCUAG